Molecule: messenger RNA, 1809 nt
Organism: Prunus armeniaca (apricot)
Lineage: Eukaryota; Viridiplantae; Streptophyta; Magnoliopsida; Rosales; Rosaceae
Source: the annotation of a GenBank genome assembly
AUGGACCAACAAAACUCCACCACCACCUCCACAACCCCAACUCCAACUCCAACUCCCUCCACCUCUCAACAACCACCCUCUGAACCACCAACCCAAUCCCAACCUCAACCUCCACCUCAAUCUCAGCUUCCCCCACCUUCCUCAACAGCUCCUUCAACCCCAACCCCAAUCCCUCCGUCCCCAAACCCUAACCCUAACCCUAAACCCUCAACCCCAGUAACCCCACAACCCCAACAGCCCCAACCCCAACCCCAGUCUAGGCCUCCCUCCACAUUGGCUCGCCCCUGGCCGCAGUCCCACUUCGCCCACUUCCCGUCGCCUUCUUCUUCGGCUUCGUCUGGGCCUCCCCCUCCGCCCUCGUCCUCCGCGCCUCCCCCGCCGAGGGGCGGCAUUGCCAUUGGUGUUCCUGCGCACCACCCUAGCCCUUCUCCUCCUCAACCCGCUCCCUUCUCGUCCUCUUAUGGCCAGCAUUUUGGUGGCCUGGGCCGGGGCGGUGCCGCUGUGCCUGAACCCGUAUCCAAUUCCAGUGCUUCCCAGGUGAGACCGUCUGUGCAAGGAAUGCAAGGAAUGGCGAUGAUGGGUUCACUCGGUUCAAGUUCUCAAAUGCGGGCAGCUGGGGUUAGUGCACAACAUCCACAGAGACCUGUCCAAUCCUCUUUUAGACCACCAUCUACCGCAAGUAGUCAGUCCCCGUCUUCCCAAAAUUUCCAAGGACACAGCCUUUUACGAGUUUCUUCAGUAGGAACUCCGAGUACUUCACCAAAUACAUCUCAAGGUUUGCAGCCUCAUACUCAGCCAUGGUUGUCUUCUGGGUCACAAGGGAAGCCUCCUAUACCAUCCCCUUCAUAUAGGCAGCAUAUGAACUCACCAUCCAUGCAGCAAAGGUCACAUGUUCAGCAGCAACAGCACCAUCCCCUUCCUACUGCUUCACAGCAACAGCACCAUCCCCUUCCUACAGCUCCACAGCAACAGCACCAUCCCUUGCCUUCAGCUUCACAGCAACAGCUCCAUCCCCUGCCUUCAGCUUCACCGCAACAGCACCAUCCCCUGCCUUCAGCGUCACAGCAACAGCACCAUCCCCUGCCUUCAGCUUCACAGCAACAGCACCAUCCUCUGCCUUCAGCUUCACAGCAACAGCAUACAUCACCGGCGCAGCAUCAACAACCUUCUUCAUCGCAUCAGGGACCUGAGCAUUUUGGGCAACAUGUUCAACCAUCAAGGAUCCCACAAACAACCCCCCGUCAAAUUACAAGGGUCCAGAACCUGGCAAACCAGAAGUCUGCCUCUCCUGCAUCAGUACAGCCUAACACAGUCCAAUCAGGGCCCCAAAAUAAAACUGCUAGUGCAGAAACGGAUGAAUCUUGUAAUAGAAUUCUUAGCAAAAGAAGCAUCCAUGAGCUAGUUAACCAGAUUGAUCCAUCUGAGAAGUUAGAUCCAGAAGUUGAAGACAUUCUCAUGGAUAUUGCAGAUGAAUUUGUUGAGUCUAUUACAACAUUUAGUUGCUCACUAGCCAAGCAUCGAAAAUCAACUACGUUAGAAGCAAAAGACAUACUUCUACAUAUUGAAAAAAAUUGGAAUAUAACUCUUCCUGGGUUUGGUGGUGAUGAGAUUAAGGGCUUCAGGAAACCACUCACAAACGAUAUUCACAAAGAGCGUCUUUCUGUUAUAAAGAAGUCCAUAGUAGCAACUGAGACAGCAAAUGCUAGGAGUUCAACUGGACAAGCCACUGGAAAUGCAAAGGGUAGUCUUGUUAAAGCACCUGCCAAUGUCAUAAGCUCCCAAAACACCAAAAUGCGUGAAGUUACUUAA